AUGUCCACCGCCGCGGCUCAGGCCAACGGCCACCGCGCUUCCACCUCCACCGACUCGCCCAUUGUUGCCUCGGCUUCCAGCACCCAGACCGCCUCUAAAAUCUCCCCCAGCGAUGUCGGAUGGCAGUUUGUCCCCCAGUACUAUAACUUUGUGAACAAGCAGCCCCACCGUCUCCACUGCUUCUACAACAAGCGGUCGACCUUUGUCCACGGCGAGGAGGGUGACGAUGUCACUCCCGCCCUUGGUCAGCAGGAGAUUCACGAGCGUAUCGUCAACAUUGGCUUUGACCAGGCCAAGGUCUACAUCAACUCGAUCGACUCGCAGUCGUCGGCCGGUGGCGGCAUCAUCAUCCAGGUCCUCGGCGAGCUGUCCAACGCCAACAAGCCUUGGCGCAAGUUUGUCCAGACCUUCUUCCUUGCCGAGCAGCCCAACGGCUACUUCGUCCUCAACGACAUCUUCCGCUACCUCAAGGAGGAGACCGACGACGAGCUCGAGGUCCAGGACGACGCUACUGUCGUGACCGCCGCCCCCGGCGCCCAGGCCGAGCAGGCCCACGCCGCCGCUGCCCCCCAGGCCGCCGUUGCCGUCGAGGACGAGACUCCCGCCACCCCGGAGCCCGAGGCUCAGCCUGAGGCGGAGGCCGAGGUUGAGGCUGCCGUUGUCGAGCCCGUUGUUGCCGCUCCCGUCGAGGAGACCCCCGUCGAGGAGGUCAAGGAGGCCGAGCCCGAAGUCGUCGCCACCCCCGAGCCCGUUGUUGCCGCUCCCGAGCCUGUCGCCGCCGUCGAGGAGCCCAAGGCUGCACCCACCCCUUCCCCUGUCCCCACCCCUGCUGAGAAGCCCGCCACCCCUGCUCCCAACGGUGCUGCCCCUGUUGCUGCUCCUGUUGCCGCUGCCCCCGCCCCGGCUCCCGCUGCUCCCGCCAAGCCCAAGUCGUGGGCCUCGCUCGCCGCCGGCGGCAAGGCCUGGGGUGCCGUCGCCGCUGCCCCUGCCCCCGUCGCUGCGGCUGCUGUUGUUGCUCCUGCUCCCAAGAAGGUCGAGCCCACCCCCGCGCCUGCCCCCGUCCCUGCUGCUGUUCCCGCUCCUACCCCGGCUGCGGCCGCCCCCGCUGCCGCUCCAGCUUCGACCCCGGCUGCGUCGUCGGGCCCCCGCCACGCCUUCUACGAGAACGCCAUGAAGGUCCAGACCGCCCACUGCUUUGUCAAGCUUCCCAACUGGUCGCAGGAUGCUCAGCAGUCUGGCGAGACCAUGGACGAGCAGACUCUUCGCAACAUUGCCUCGCGUUUCGGCGACGUCCACAAGGUCGAGAUUGUCAAGGGCAAGGCCUGCGCGUUUGUCGAGUUCACCAAGGUCGAGUCGGCUCGCAAGGCCAUUGUCGCCUCGCUCGGCACCAACCACGGCGGCGAGGGCGGCAUCAUCAUCGAGGGCGGCAGGCUCAACUUUGAGACCCGCAAGGAGAAGGACGAGCGUGGACCCAAGGGCCGCCGUGGCGGCGCCCCCGAGGCCGGCGGCGCUCGCACCGGCGGAGCCCGUCCCCAGGGCGGUCGCGAGGAGGGUUCCGGCACGGCCCAGCGCGGCUCCAACGCCGCCCGUGGCGGCCGUGGCCGUCCCCGCGGCGGCGCCAACAACGCCGGCUCGGACCGUCCUGCUGCCAAGUAA
This is a messenger RNA of Apiotrichum porosum, 1656 nucleotides long. RefSeq lists its product as uncharacterized. The record is from RefSeq and is a predicted model, not a curated record. Gene Ontology annotation, biological process: protein deubiquitination; ribophagy. Lineage: Eukaryota; Fungi; Basidiomycota; Tremellomycetes; Trichosporonales; Trichosporonaceae. Gene Ontology annotation, cellular component: cytosol; Ubp3-Bre5 deubiquitination complex; ribonucleoprotein complex. The coding region runs from base 1 to 1656 and encodes 551 amino acids. The transcript is spliced from 3 exons. Gene Ontology annotation, molecular function: mRNA binding.